Molecule: messenger RNA, 1038 nt
Organism: Ipomoea triloba (trilobed morning glory)
Lineage: Eukaryota; Viridiplantae; Streptophyta; Magnoliopsida; Solanales; Convolvulaceae
Exons: 1
Coding region: 1-1038 (345 amino acids)
Molecular function (GO): nucleic acid binding; zinc ion binding
Source: RefSeq, a predicted model, not a curated record
AUGCCGCCGAGACGAAAUGCGCCUGCUGGUAACGACGAUAAUAUCUCUGCAAUAGAUCGUAUGGCCCAAGCGAUGGAACGAAUGGCUGAGUUUAUGCUAGCUCAGCAAGCCCAGAACCAAAACCAAGGGCAGCCACGGGUAGAUUUUGCUAAGGCAAUAGCAAACCGGCAACCACCGUAUUACGUUGGAGAAAAAGAUCCAGUGAUUUUGGAGGAAUGGACCCGAACGUUCGACAAAUUGCUUAACGCAGUGAAUUGUCCUGCGAAUCAACGAGUACCUUCCGCGGUCUAUUACCUGACGAAAGCCGCAGACAAUUGGUGGACAAUAGUUGGACCUGACCUCCUGCAAGACCCAGCGUUUGGUUGGGAGGAAUUUAAAGUGGAAUUGAGAGAACAAUUCUACACCGAGCGUAUUAAAGGGAUUAAAUGCGAGGAGUUUCUACGACUAAAGCAAAAGGGAGCAACUAUCCAAGAAUACCAUGAUAAUUAUGUGGAGUUGAUGCGUUUCGCUCAAGAGAUUGUGCCUGAUGAGGCAAGUAAGGCACGAAGAUUUGUUCGAGGAUUGGAUUGGGAUGUGAGAAGGGCAAUUGCACCAUUCAUGUGCUCUACUCUGAAAGAGGCGUACGAUAGAGCCUCGGAUCAUUACUCUACUCUGAAAGAGGCGUACGAUAGAGCCUCGGAUCAUUAUCAGGUGUACUUGGAGGCGUACGAUAGAGCCUCGGAUCAUUAUCAGGUGUACUUGGACCAACAGGAAGUUUACGGCCGAAGUAAAAGGAAGGCUGAUGAUAAAUCACGGAAGUUUCCGUCGGGAAACAAGAAAGCUAACCAAGGUAGCUUUAACCCAAUACGAGGAAGAGGAAGGGAAGGAAUCAAUCAGGGGAACCUUCCUGCUUGCCGAAGGUGUGGAAGGAAUCAUCCCGGAGAAAAUUGUCAAGGGAUGAAACUUAAGUGCUUUAAGUGUGGUCUCUUUGGACACAAGUCCUUUGAGUGCCAAAGUCAGUUAGACAGUCCCCAAAAACCCCUACAGAAUGUAAGCUAA